AUGGAGGAUACACCGGCUAUUGUAUACCCAAACGAUUUCGCGCAUUUAAAAAAUACAAAUUUUCAACAUCCACCAGGUCUAUUGAGGUUUGGAUCUCAGCCGUCGGCCAUGUCUAAACAAAAAAUAAUUCUUCAAAGUCUACUGAAAUUGUGUGACAGCGGCUUCCAUGGGGCCAAUCACGCCAUCGAUUCGAAAAACCGUUUAGCGCUGCGUGUAUUUUGGCUAUUAAUUGUCUUUGGAGCUUUGGUCGGUUGUAUUUUCAUGUAUUGGAAGUUAACAGGACGACACCAGGAGAAAAUACUUGUGACAGUGGUAGAGUCAUCACAGAAACCAAUUCAUAAUAUAGCAUUCCCUGCCGUUGCCGUUUGUCCCUUCAAUCACAUAAAUUGGAUGCGUCACAAAUCGGCUGAGGAAAAAUUUCUUCCGCAAAAUUCUACCGAGGAGAUCAUUAAAAUUUUCCAUGACUUAUUGGUCGCAAUGGAACGCUUGACAUUCACCACACUCAAUGACAUAGAAUUGUUGCUGCGCAAUCCAAAUAUUCCCAAGUCUAUACAGAAUAUCGUCCUCUAUGAUUUGGCCCUUUUUAUGGCAUUUCGAUGUAAUGAAAUUUUCGUUUGGUGUAUUUAUGAUGAGACUCAUUUGGAUUGCUGCAAAGUAUUUAUCACCGAACGCACUGAAAGGGGUAUAUGUUUGGUAUUCAAUUCGCUGAUAUCGGAUGAGUCUAAGAUAAAACAGCUAAGUGAUAAUUAUUAUCCUUGGAGAGCCAGAACGGGAGGCGAAGGAUCUGGAUUAUCAUUCAAAUUGCGCUAUAAUAAAGCAUUUGUUAGACCAGGAAGCACGCUUCCAUUCUCAUUCAGUAUUUUGAUAAAAGAAGCCGAUGAAUGGAGUUAUUCUCCUUUUAACAUUUUAAAACCAAAUUCCCGCAAUACCAUUAUGGUGACGCCCAUAUUUACGGAAACUUCAGCAAAUACUCGACACAUUGACCCUCAAAAGCGAAAGUGUAUGUUUUCGGAUGAAACAUCAUUGAUAUAUGAUCGUAUAGAAGGUUUACCCUUUAACCGAUUAAAUUGCCUGGUCCAAUGUGAGCAGAAAUUUGUGAUGAAAUAUUGCAAUUGUACGCUGUCAAUGUUUUUUCCUGGAAUGUCUGAAUCCCAUAAGAAGGAGUGUACAGUAUCAGACCUGAAGUGCCUAUACGAACAUAGAGACAUCUUCAAUUACAUCAAAGGACCGCUACAGGAUGAGUUCAUCAACGACACUAGCCGUGGCAUGGUUUGCAAUUGCGUUCAUAACUGUGUAUCACUGAUUUUUCUGCUUUCAAUAAAUUCACAACAUCUACAAAGCGCCAAUAACAUAGUUCCCGAAAUUGAUCUUGACGUUCACUUUGUAAAAAAUACCAUGACUAAAUAUGCAUCCCGCUUACAGUAUACCAAUAUGGACUUGGCAGCAAAUUUCGGAGGAAUUUUAGGCUUAUGCUUGGGAGCAUCAGUGUUAAGUGUGGCUGAAGUUGUAUACGCUGCAAUUAGGACUCUGUUUGCUUUGCUUAUCUUUAAAUGGAACAAAAGGCGUAGGCAACGACGGGUACAUAAAGUUAAAAUUUACAUAAAUAAUGCACCUUAA
Molecule: messenger RNA, 1617 nt
Organism: Stomoxys calcitrans (stable fly)
Lineage: Eukaryota; Metazoa; Arthropoda; Insecta; Diptera; Muscidae
Product: pickpocket protein 19-like
Exons: 7
Coding region: 1-1617 (538 amino acids)
Biological process (GO): sodium ion transmembrane transport
Cellular component (GO): membrane
Molecular function (GO): ligand-gated sodium channel activity
Source: RefSeq, a predicted model, not a curated record